UUCUUGAUUUUGUUUGUGUACUGGACUAAAGAUCUUUUUCAUCUUAUUAAGAUUUCAUUGACUUUGCAAUAAUACAUAUCUAUUAAAAUUGGAUUUCGAUUUAACAGAUGACAACACCAAUUAACAAACCUAGAAUCAGCGGCCUGAAUGACCUAUGUCGACCUGUACAAGAUGAGUACCAUCUUAUGCCGCUUCCGCAGCUUCGGGAAGCAUUGUCGACUGAUCUGAACGACGGUCUGUCUUAUACUAGGCUUAGAAGAGCAUAUGAAAAAUACGGUAACAAUGAAUUUGUGAAGCCAAGACCUUGCUCUCAAUUUGUUUUGUUUUACUCAAAUUGCGUAGGCGGUAUACAGACAGGAUUGUGGAUUGUGACAUUUACCCUAUUCUUCGCGAACACCAUAGGAAUUUGGGACUCUUUGGCGCCCUCAGCUGACUGGAUUCAUUUUCAUGCGAUACGAGUACCAGCAGCGUAUUAUUAUCUACCGUUUGUCACAAGUUUUCUCAUAAUAAUCAACGCCUUGAUACUAACUCUGGUUCCAUAUCAUCAAUCAGCAGCUGCCAAGAGGUUCAAAAUGACAACCUAUCGGCCGAUUAUGGUAUGCAGAGAAGGUAAAACUCAACAAAUUGACGCCAGGUCCUUGCUACCCGGAGAUAUAGUGACAAAUUUGAGAUGCCCAGAUAUAAAACACAAUCUGAUCAUUCCAGCGGACAUGAGAAUUCUCGAAGUAAACAGCGAUCUCUACGUUUCGAUGGCGGCAUUUGCAGGCGACACAGAGCAGUUCACCAAGUCAACCUCAAUUACUCAUUACAACCCCAUUUUGAGUGAAAACUCUCUUCUGCAGGGCACAGUCUUACUGCAGGGGACAGUGGUGAAGGCGGUGGUUCUGAGAACGGGGGACAAAACUGUUUUCGGAAGGACGGCUCAUACUUUGUUUCUUGGCCAAAAGCAAAGAUUCGGAAACUUCAACGACGAAAUCCGUCACUUCAGCCAUUCUAUCAUCGCUAUUGUGCUGUUCCCAGGAGCAAUUUUACUGCUAGCAAUUAUAGCCAUGAAGUACCCAUUAGAAAUUGUUUUUAAAUACCUCAUUGGACACACGUUAGGCUGUAUACCAACGAGCAUAUUUGUGCUAUUUGCAAUUGCAUUAAGUAAAACCAAAGCAGUGUUGAAACAAAGAGCGAACAUUUUAAUGAAGAACGUCUUUGCUUUCGAUAGCUUAGCAUGCAUGACCGCUCUAGUGCUGGACAAAUCAGAAGUGCUGACUCAUUCAAGUUGUCACGUCACCCACCUGUACUAUGAUCGAGGCUAUAUCAACGUGAGGCGAGGGGGAGCGGGAGCAAUUGUACCUGAGAAGCGAAAUCAUGUUUACAAGCAGAUGAGAGAGAUAUCGGUGCUAUGUAGUUCUGUGCUGAUUUCCCGUCUGGGUAAAAAAGACGACGACAACUCAAUGAACAAAGUAGACCAUUCUGACCUGGCCAUCACCGAUUUUUUCUACGCCAAUUUCGAAGACAGGAAACACAUUGACGCUUUAGCCAUUGCCAGGAAGUACUACGAGCCACUAAACAGUGCAUUUGUCCAGUACUCGAUCAGUUAUUUAAAGUCAGGCGAGAGCAAGUACGCAUUCGUCGCACAAAUUAAAGGAGGCUUUGAAAGUGUUCUGAACAUGUGCACUCAAAUAAUGGAAUCUUCAACUAAGAAGAAAGGUGUCAUCCAAGUUCGUCGACUGUUGAAAUCCGAUAAAGAGAAAUUAAUCAGUGCGCAUAAGACGUUCGUCAGUGGCGAGGAAACAGUUAUCGCUCUAGCGAGACGAGUCCUGGACGCGGACAGGUUCAAGGCGAAUCACAAUUUCUACGACAUCAGGGCAGCUAUGGAUGGAAAAACGCAAGUUCCUCGAGAGGGAUUCUGCUUUAUAGGGAUGAUAUCCUUCAAACAGAAUAUAGCAGACGGGGCUGAUAAACUGGUGAAAACUUGCAAGCAUGCUGGAAUUAAGACGGUUAUUGUUACAAGUGACGACAAAGAAACCGCUGAAAAAUUUGCGCGAAAAGCAGGUCUGAUCACAACCAACGUUAUGUACAAUAAAAUGGAUAACAAAAUCAAGCCCCAGGACUUAGUGAUCAGUCAACGCAGAGACGCAGAAAACACUGAGCUGGAAAAAAUACUGGAAGGACGAGGUAAGUUAGUCAACUCUGCGACUUCGAGAGAGUAUGUCAGUAUGGUCAUGACAGGAAACGACAUAAAGUUCUUCCAAGAUUUCGACAACUUCUUCGCGACUAAGCUGAAAAAAGACAAGAAGAGUAAAUACAAACAAUAUGAGGGCGCCAGACCUAUUAUGGAGUCGCUUGUCAAGAAUUUACAGGAGAUCGUAAUUGCAAGAGCAUCACCUGAGAAUAAGUUUAAAAUUGUGAAAUUACUGCAAGGCUUGGGACAUGUAACCGGUGUAACAGGAAGUACGUUUGCGGAUUCGCAGGUGUUGAAACGUGCCGACAUUGGGUUCGCAACGUUUGGAGCUCCCAUGAUAACUCGCGCGUGUGCUGACGUUUUGAUACGAGAGGUGGGGGAAGAAAAAGUUUCGGCCGAGAGGAAACUGAAGGGGACUUCUGAUAAAGCGCUGGCUGAUAUGAGUGGAGGAAGUAAAGACAAGAAACAUUUCGGCGAUCCAGAAACGCCUAUGACGCUCAGACCUCCACCAAAGACCUCUUCGGAGAAAGAGUUGCUUUGUGGUUUAGCAGCGAUAGUCCAGGCAAUUGAGUUAAGUAGGAGUAUGUUUGAUAACAUGAAGAAAAUGACCUCAUUUAUGAUCAUAGGCAAGGUACCGCAAAUGAUGUCCUAUUUUUUCUACAUAGUUUUGCGAUCACCAGAACUGAUAGACUUCACAACGUUUUUAAUCCUGGAUUGGAUUGUGUUUACAAUGCCAGCGUACUGUAUACUGUGCGAGCGACCAGAAGGAAAAUUGUUGAGCCAGAAGCCACGAAAUCGACGCCUGGAAAGGUUUGCUGGGAGACAGAUGUUCUUUGUCAGCUUCAUAAAUGGAUUCUGGCACUCAAGUGUGCUUGUCACAAACUUCUGUGUAACGAUGAUUUCUCAGGGGUUUUUCAGUGGGCCUGUUUUUGGGAUGGGCUAUAUUUGGCACAACGUGCAGCAUAGCUUCAUAAACGACGCUCUAGGAACAGAGUGGACUUUCGAGAGCAGACAGACCGCUUUGAAAAUGGCGCAUGCUAGUAGUUUCUGGGCAAUUGUCGUGUGCCAAUGGAGCUUUUCAAUCUCGUGUAAAGCCAGAAAAUGCAGUGCUUUUAAACAAGGAUUGUUCAAAAACGGAUAUCUGUUGACUAGUUUGCUUGUGAUGUAUGGGUUAGCAAUUGUGCUGAUGUGUCUGAAUUCAUUCACGCGUGGAAUGGAGCUUGGUACCAUGAUGGUCGAAAUUGAUGACCUGUAUGAUUAUAUGUUUCCUGUGCCAGUUGCGAUUAUAUGUCUGGGCUAUGACGAAAUGCGACGACUGAUUAUCAGGAAGAUUCCAGAUGGGUGGCUUGAGGAAGAAACGUGUAUUUGAAAGCCGUUCUUAGAAAAGACAGCAACUCGUGCAAAGAAGGCUAUAGAUG
Messenger RNA from Symsagittifera roscoffensis, 3594 nucleotides. Its product is annotated as sodium/potassium-transporting ATPase subunit alpha-1-like. Gene Ontology annotation, molecular function: P-type sodium:potassium-exchanging transporter activity; nucleotide binding. NCBI's taxonomy places the organism in Eukaryota, Metazoa, Xenacoelomorpha, Acoela, Convolutidae. Gene Ontology annotation, cellular component: plasma membrane. Gene Ontology annotation, biological process: potassium ion import across plasma membrane; sodium ion export across plasma membrane; proton transmembrane transport. The transcript is spliced from 6 exons. The record is from RefSeq and is a predicted model, not a curated record. Bases 108 to 3545 code for a protein of 1145 amino acids.